Messenger RNA from Colletotrichum tamarilloi, 882 nucleotides. Its product is annotated as dienelactone hydrolase. Gene Ontology annotation, molecular function: hydrolase activity. The record is from RefSeq and is a predicted model, not a curated record. NCBI's taxonomy places the organism in Eukaryota, Fungi, Ascomycota, Sordariomycetes, Glomerellales, Glomerellaceae. The coding region runs from base 1 to 882 and encodes 293 amino acids. The transcript is spliced from 3 exons.
AUGCUCAGCAAAACUAUUGUCGCAGCCCUUCUAGGCUUCGUAUCUCUGACCAAUGCUGCUAAGAAGUGCCCCGUUGCCGACGUUUCCGCCAUUGCCCACACUGGCACUCCAAUUGGCGAGGAGGUCAAGUACAAUGGGCUGACCCAAUAUGUCACCAAGCCAAGCACGCGUGGUAAUAGGACUGUUGGAGUCCUUUACCUGACCGACGUUUUCGGAAUCCAGCUCGCGCAAAACAAGCUCCUGUCCGACAGCUUUGCUCGCGCCGGUUACAUCUCCGUCGCGCCGGACCUGUUCAACGGCAGCCCCGCCCCGAACGAUAUCAACAUCCCCGGCUUCAACACGACGGCAUUCCUUGCGCAGCACGGACCCAACGUCACUGACCCGAUCAUCGCCAACUCCAUCAAGUACCUGCGCGAGGAACUCGGCGUGAGCAAGGUCGCCGUCACGGGAUACUGCUUCGGAGGCCGCUACUCUUUCCGCGUCCUCGCCGAGGGCAAGGGCGCUGAUGUCGGCUUCGCCGCGCACCCAAGUCUUCUUACCGAUGAGGAGAUUACGGCCAUCACUGGUCCCGCGAGUGUCGCUGCCGCCGGUACGUUGAAAUCCCGGCCCCUCUCCUCCCAGGAGGACACAUGCAGAAGGGUACCUGGACUGUUCCUUGUUAUUGACAAUGCCGCUGUAGAAACUGAUAACCUCAUGUCACCCGCUCGUCGUGCCGAGGUCGAGGCCCUCCUCAGUGAGACUGGCCAGCCCUUCUCCCUCGCUGUGUAUGGUGGUACCUCGCAUGGAUUCGGCGUUCGCGCCAAUAUUUCGGACCCCAGACAGAAGUUCGGCAAGGAGGAGGCUUUCUUCCAGGCUGUUCGCUUCUUUGACACCUGGGCUUGA